AUGAAGAGUUUGGCUAUCAAAAUGCCAACUACGUUGGGGAGGAUGAUUAUUGGGAUGGGAAUAGAAGGAAUGGUGGUUACGAGAAUAACCGCCAACCACGAAACAACUACCAACGGAACCGGAAUGAUGGGUGGUCAUCAAGGGGGUAUCCGAGGUGGAAAUCGGAGAGAUGAUAGAAGAGAUGUUGGAAGGGAUGAGAGAAGGGAUAAGAGACGAGAUGAAAUAAGAAACGAAAGAAGAGAUGAUAGAAGGGAUAACCGAAGAAUGGGAGAUCAAGAGGUUAACGGUCCUUAUCGUCGUCAACAACCUCCACGUGGAGUGAAUGACCGUUUCAGGCCGAUUAUCACCGAAAACGAUUCACCCAUCGACAAGGCGAAGCAAUGGUUUCUUACACUCCUGGCCAAUAGCAUCCGCACAUGGGGGGAAAUGCAACAAGCGUUUUUAGAUGAAUAUUAUUCUAUGGCAAAGACCGACGACGCUCGUAAUGAAAUUAGGUCUUUUCGCCAAUUAUCGGGCGAAUUGUUGCAUGAAGCCUUUACAAGAUUCAAAGAAAUGAUGCGGAGAUGCCCACAUCAUCAAAUCAAGAAGUGGGAAUUGGUGAAGUGUUUUGUACGAGGGUUGGAUGACGCAACAUGGAAUCGUCUCGAGUCGACAAGUAACGGGACUCUUUUGAGCAACCAUGAAGACGAUGAUUGGGAGUUCUUGGAAUGGAUGAGCAAGCAUUCAAAAGAGAAAGAAUCGGUCGAUCGAGCCAAGAAGCAUCCCGUUUCCCGGUCACUUCCCUAUCUCGACUCUAAAGAUCGAAUCUCUACUCUAGAGCGGGAAAUGGCUCGAAUGAAGAAGAAGGAAGUUAAUGCGGUCCAGUUUGAUGUGUGUGAGGAAUGUGGUGAUAUCGGACAUAGAGCGGAACAAUGUCCACCAGGCCCGGAGGAAGUCAAUCAAGUGGACAAUAAUUACCAAGGUGGGUACCAACGGACUUACAACAAUCAAGGCGGUAAUGGAAGUGGGUCGAACAAUCAAACUGGUGGCGAUGACUUGAGUGCCAAAAUAGAUGCUUUGUUGAAUAUGCAAAGAGAAUCUCUAAACAAUAUAAAAGAAUCCCAUCAUGAUAUCAAGGAGAUAAAGAAGAUAAACGAGAUUCGGGAUAAAGCACAUGAGGCAUUGGCAAAGCAAGUGGGCCAACUCGCAGAGGAGAUGGCUCAAAUGAGAGGAAGCACGGGAAAGCUUCCAAGUGACACUACAGUGAACCCGAAGCAUCAAGGUUUUAGCACAAGCAACGUGAGGGAUGCACGCGUUAGCGCGGUAAGUAUUCUUUUAAAUGAUGAAGUUUGUAGUGUUGAAAGCAUUCCACCACCACAAUUCGUUGAUGGUGUAGUGGAAAACAUGGGUGAGGAGCCGGAAAGUGAAAAUGAACACGAAACGAUUUCACAAAGUAAAAAUGAAAACGUAACUAAAAAUUCUUUUUGUGAAAAUUGUUUAAAUCAACUUAACCCGCUUAAUGCAUCGAAAAGUGAAGAAUGGUGCCCACCGAAGGACGAGGGGUGGGAAAAUUUUAAGCAAGCUAAAAUUAAUUUACCGUUACUAGAUGACAUUAAAAAGGUUCCGGCUAAUGUGGAAUGCUUAAAGGAGUUAAGCAUCAAAAAACGGCACAACAAAUUACCCGAACCGGUUGAUUUGAUAUCUCAUGUGAGUGCCGUUUUAUCGAGUGCCCUUCCCCAAAAAGCUCAAGAUCCGGGAGACCCUCUUAUUCCAAUUCAAAUCGGAACAUUUAAAAUCGAGAGGGCGCUCCUAGAUCUUGGAGCUUGA
Messenger RNA from Helianthus annuus (common sunflower), 1806 nucleotides. RefSeq lists its product as uncharacterized. Gene Ontology annotation, molecular function: zinc ion binding; nucleic acid binding. The transcript has 4 exons. NCBI's taxonomy places the organism in Eukaryota, Viridiplantae, Streptophyta, Magnoliopsida, Asterales, Asteraceae. The record is from RefSeq and is a predicted model, not a curated record. The coding region runs from base 1 to 1806 and encodes 601 amino acids.